This is a messenger RNA of Lepus europaeus (European hare), 1962 nucleotides long. It is a transcript of the gene FAM114A1, whose product is annotated as family with sequence similarity 114 member A1. Lineage: Eukaryota; Metazoa; Chordata; Mammalia; Lagomorpha; Leporidae. Bases 78 to 1760 code for a protein of 560 amino acids. The transcript has 14 exons. The record is from RefSeq and is a predicted model, not a curated record.
CGCCGGCCUUGCCGACGUGGCGGGGCGGGACCCGCCGGGCGCUCCCGCGCGCACUCGGCCGCCGGAGCGAUACUAAGAUGUCUGAUGAUGCCGGUGAUGGCGUAGCCGCUGGAGACCAAGCAGAGGUUACCAAGAUGUCCAGCAGUGAUUCUUUACCCGAGGACGUCCAAGGGCCCUGUGGCUCGGCUACAAGGUUGACUGCACCAACGCCAGCUGACCCUGGAGGGGACGUGAGUGAGAACAGAGCGGUGCAGGAUGCUGAGGCUACAGCCGCUGGGCCCCUGGAGCUGCCCACAGACGCCAGUGCCGAGGAGCCGCCCCUCAGCGGAGCUGUGCCGGAGGACGCACUUGCUGAGUGCGUUGAUUCCGUCAGCCUGGAGGCCGAGCCCGGAUCCGAGAUCCCCCUGAAAGAACAGACUGACCCGGCCGUGGACUCGGCUCCGCAGGGAGGAGGAUGGGCAGGCUGGGGCUCCUGGGGGAAGUCUCUGCUCUCGUCAGCUUCGGCCACAGUAGGUCAUGGGCUGACGGCCGUCAAGGAGAAAGCGGGGGCCACCCUCCGGAUUCAUCAUCACGUCAAUUCUGGACCUUCUGAAGGGGCCCAGCCCGAUUCCGAAAACGGAGUCCCCGAGAUAGCGGAUGCGGCAGCAGAUCCAGGCCCCACAGGAAGCCCACCCACAUCUCCUUCAUCAGGGUCUCGGGGCGUGCUGUCAGCCCUCAGCAAUGUGGUGCAAAACACGGGUAAAAGCGUCCUGAGCGGCGGCCUGGAUGCCUUGGAAUUCAUCGGCAAGAAGACCAUGACCGUCCUGGCGGAGAGUGACCCCGGGUUUAAGAGGACCAAGACGCUCAUGGAGAGAACUGUCUCCUUGUCUCAGAUGUUAAGGGAAGCCAAGGAGAAGGAGAAGCAGAGACUGGCGCAGCAGCUCACCGUGGAGAGAACCGCCCACUACGGGAUGCUCUUUGAUGAAUAUCAAGGUUUGUCACACCUGGAGGCCCUGGAAAUUCUGUCCAACGAGAGCGAAAGCAAGGUUCAGUCAUUUUUAGCAUCGCUGGAUGGAGAGAAGCUGGAACUGGUGAAAAAUGACCUCAUUUCCAUUAAAGACAUUUUUGCAGCCAAAGAAUUUGAGAAUGAAGAGAAUCAAGAAGAACAAGGUGCAGAAGAAAAGGGAGAGGAAUUUGCUAGCAUGCUCACAGAGCUGCUCUUUGAAUUGCAUGUCGCGGCCACACCUGACAAACUUAAUAAGGCCAUGAAGAAAGCUCAUGACUGGGUGGAAGAAGGACAAACCCCAAUGUCGGUAGACGUGGCCAAAGAGUCAGAGGCCGAGACCAGUGAGGAGAAGCCUGGAGACCCUCAAGAAAUCAAACAGGAUGAAAAGAGAACCAAGACGGUAGAGGAAGUGUACAUGUUGUCCAUUGAAAGCCUGGCAGAAGUUACCGCACGCUGCAUUGAACAGCUUCAUAAAGUAGCAGAAUUAAUUCUGCACGGGCAAGAAGAAGAAAAAUCAGCUCAGGACCAAGCAAAAGUUCUGAUAAAGUUAACUACUGCAAUGUGCAAAGAAGUGGCCUCCUUAUCAAAGAAGUUUACGAAUUCCUUAACCGCUGUUGGGAGCAACAAGAAGGCCGAGGCCCUGAAUCCCAUGAUCAAUAGCGUAUUGUUGGAGGGCUGCAACAGCACCACGUACGUGCAGGACGCCUUCCAGCUGCUGCUGCCGGUCCUGCAGGUGUCCCAUAUCCACACCAGCUGUGUGCAGGCGCAGCCGUGACCUUGCCAGAGCCCAUCUGGUGAGAGGAAAUGGUAGGCCACAUCACCUCGCCCUGUGCCGUUUACGGGGGGAAGGGUUGCCCUGGAACUGGACGCUGAGACUCGUGCGAGAACACUACGAGCAGCUUUGCACAGACAGUUCUGAGAAGGCCGAGAGAAAGAGCAUCAUCUUUUCUCUUAAUGUAUAUGGUUUCUGCAAAUAA